UGGCCAGAGUUUCUCUCCUCCCUCCAAGCAUAUUGGAUUAAUGAACAGUAAAACGGACGCUUAACAGUAGUGCUGGUCAAGACACAGAAUGGCUGCCCUGCGUCGACUGAGGAAAUGCCCCUCCACAGGCAUCGUUAUCUCUCAUCUUCACACUAGCAGCCGUGCCUCUGCCAAACAGCAUUACAAAAUGCUUGUGCUUGGAGGAGGGAGUGGGGGCAUCACCAUGAGUGCACGGAUGAAGAGGAUGAUGGGAGCUGAGAAUGUGGCUGUUGUGGAGCCCAGUGAGAUGCACUACUAUCAGCCAAUAUGGACCCUGGUUGGUGCUGGUGCAAAAUCUGUCGCCUCGUCAGGUCGUCCCACUGCAAGUGUUAUGCCGCCUGGAGUGAAGUGGGUGAAAUCCAAAGUUCAGGAAAUAAACCCAGACACGAAUACUGUACGCACAGACGAUGGGACUGAAAUCUCCUAUGAAUAUCUGGUUGUGGCUCUUGGUUUACAACUCCAUUAUGACAAGAUCAAAGGACUGCCAGAAGGGCUUGAACAUCCANAGAUUGGGUCAAACUACUCGAUCCAAACUGUGGAGAAAACAUGGAAAGCCUUGCAGAACUUCAAAGAGGGCAAUGCUGUGUUCUCUUUUCCAAACACUCCUGUGAAAUGCGCUGGAGCUCCACAAAAGAUCAUGUACCUAUCAGAUGCCUUUCUCAGAAAGACAGGAAAAAGGGCAAAGGCCAAUGUAAUAUACAACACUUCCCUGCCUGUGCUGUUUGGGAUCAAGAAAUAUGCUGACUCACUGUGGGAAGUUGUGAAACGCCGUGACCUACAAGUGAACCUCAGGCACAACCUGAUUGAAGUGCGGGCAGACAAGCAAGAGGCUGUGUUUGAAAAUCUUGAUAAACCAGGAGAAACCAAAGUGUUUGAGUAUGAAAUGCUUCAUGUUACACCACCAAUGGGACCCCAUUCGGUGGUUAAAGGAAGUCCACUGGCUGAUGAGGCUGGAUGGUUGGAUGUCAACAAAGACACCCUACAACAUAACAAGUAUCCCAAUGUGUUUGGGAUUGGUGACUGCACUAACCUGCCCACAGCAAAAACUGCCGCAGCUGUUGCUGCACAGUCUGCAAUCUUGAACAGAACUAUCAGCAAAAUACUGAAAAAUGAGAAGCCAGAUAAGAAGUACGACGGGUACACGUCGUGUCCGUUGGUCACAAGCUACAACACAGUCAUUCUGGCAGAGUUUGACUACAAUGGACAACCACUAGAAACGUUCCCCAUCAACCAAGCCAAAGAAAGAAGAUCAAUGUACCACAUGAAGGCUGAUGUGAUGCCUCACCUCUACUGGCAUGGCCUCCUCCGGGGCCUGUGGGGUGGACCAGGACCUUACAGGAAGCUCUUUCAUCUGGGAAUGAAAUGAAACAUCACCAUCAGCUUGCAUACUGAAAGUAACUAAACCUUCAGGAAAAAACAUGACAUGACAUUCAUCAUGUCAUAAUCCCCAAAGGAUGGAUACAUGUGGCUACAGUGUUAAUAUUUGUAUCUUGAACAUCAUGAUUAAUCCCAACUAGUUUAAUCAACACAGUCAGUGUUUAAAUGUGAAAGCUCAUUUAAACCUGCAUGAAGGUAAACUUUUUGAUUUUAUCCUGGAAAUAAAUGAGUCCCACGACCCUAGUGAGGAUUAGGUGGUGUAUAUAUAAUGGAUGGAUGGCUGCAAAUAAAUGAGUGCAGUGCGGGAGGUGCUCGUAGCGGCUUAUAGGUCAAUCUUGUGUUCUUAUGACUACAUAUUAAAUGGCAGGUCUUGCUGCUUUCACACAUUCCAACAAGCAAUAAGAUAAGUAUCGGAGCUGAGAACAAAAUUUUGUUGAUCGUUUUUAUUCCAUGUUGAUUUAAAUCUCUGGAUGGUCCGGUGUACGUGGAGUAGAAAGUAUGUUUCUUAAAAAAACACACAAGCUAAGACUGACUCUUGGUGCAAUGUGUUGACAGUAGUCACUACGUGUUUUCUACAAAUACACUAAUUUCAAGACUGCUACAUUUAAAAUUGUGUCUGUUAAUGGAAGUCAAUCAUGUUGUUCCAUCGUGGUAUGAUUUUAACAGGAUUCAUUUCCAUGUAGCUGAAAAACUAAACAGUUCAUUCUUUAAAAACAUGGUAAGAGUUGUCUUUGAGGAUGUUUGACCAUCAACAUGUAAACUACCACAAGUGCUUCUGCUCACAUUUAAACAUCAGUGUCUUGAAAUAGUGUUGUGUACAUAGUGAUUAUUUUUCUUAAAUUAUUUUUCUAUUAUCAGUGCUAAACUGAGUUAGAAAUAUCUUGGGAGCUAUACAAUCAGUGCUUGUAUCAUUGUAUUUUUAAAAAAAAGCUACAUUACUCUUUAAUCAUUAAAAUGGCUGUAAAGUCAUAAACCUGCUGUGAUUGUUCUACUGAGGUAAAAACAGAUACCUAUGCAGCGUUGUUUCAACAUUGUUGGACUUGAUGGUAUUUUCAUUAAAUCAGAAAAUUACAAUAUGACAUGUUA
Molecule: messenger RNA, 2502 nt
Organism: Stegastes partitus (bicolor damselfish)
Lineage: Eukaryota; Metazoa; Chordata; Actinopteri; Pomacentridae
Product: sulfide:quinone oxidoreductase, mitochondrial-like
Exons: 11
Coding region: 89-1405 (438 amino acids)
Cellular component (GO): mitochondrion
Molecular function (GO): FAD binding; sulfide:quinone oxidoreductase activity
Source: RefSeq, a predicted model, not a curated record